Molecule: messenger RNA, 823 nt
Organism: Momordica charantia (bitter melon)
Lineage: Eukaryota; Viridiplantae; Streptophyta; Magnoliopsida; Cucurbitales; Cucurbitaceae
Product: dirigent protein 1
Source: RefSeq, a predicted model, not a curated record
AAAUGGAAUAAACAACAAACCAGAAGAAGCUCGGCAUUAGCGACGGCGAUCGCAAACUCGAACAUCUCGCGCACAAAAUAUACGGCAUCUCUUAACCUAAUCCAUCUCCAAAAAACGCACUAUUAAAUCAGUCAAAUUUCUCAUCUCCAUCGCCGGAAUCAAUGGCGAUCUCCAGCCUCCUCACUCUCCCCAACGUCCUCCUCCUCUCCGUCCUCGCUCUCUACGCCUCCAAUGGCUUCCCCAGCCUCUUCCAUCCCCAAUCAAAGCACACAAACAUCGUGUUCUACGUCCACGACUACUUCACCGGGGAAGACGCCUCCGCAAUCGCAGUCGCCGGCACAAAAGGACCGAAAUCGACGAUUCUGGAGUUCGGAACCCUAGUCGUCGUCGACGACCCGGUGACGGAGGGGCCGGAGAUCGGGUCGCCGGAGAUCGGCAGGGCUCAAGGUAUGUACGUGAACUCUAAACUGGACGGGAAAGGGCUGUAUAUGGUGUUCUCGGUGGUGUUCACCGGCGGCGAGUUCAGAGGGAGUAGUUUGGAGAUUCAGGGCUCCGAUUUGUUCACGAUGAAGGAGAGGGAAUUUGGGGUCGUUUCGGGAACCGGUUUUUUCCGGUUCGUUAAGGGGUUCGGGAUUAUGGAGACCCAAACCAUGGAUUUGGCUAAUUUGAGAGCUGUCAUUAAACUUAAUGUUACUGUAAAACACUACUAAUUUAGUUACCAAUACCAUAGGUUAAACAAAUUUGCAAAAAUCACCCACUAAACUUUGUUGUUGUACUGUAUUAAGUUAUAAAAAGUUUGGAAUCCAAAUAAUCGAGUUGGAUC